CUUCAGUCACAGUCACGAUCUCAAUCACAUGGUGGUGCUUUGUUUACAUUUUUCGGCCUCGCCAGUCAUGAGUUAGUGGUGCUAUUUUUCGAAGUCUAAGGAAACUUUGAGUUGAAUUGGAGAAAUGGCUUCAAACUCGCAAACGGUUAAGGACGAGGACUGGCGUCUGGAGCGGCAAAGCCUCGGCGACCAGUUGUGGUACAUGUUUCAAAACAACAUUUGCUCCGACGUUGAAAUUUUGGUUCAGGGCGAUAACACAGAAAAGGUGCUGAAGUGCCACAAAGUUGUAAUUUCCCGGUUGUCCAAAGCAAUGCAGAUUCUGAUGAGGGACGUCAGCGAAGUGACAGAGCUGGUCACUGUCCGCACCAAACACCCUCACGUGUUCCAAAUAAUUGUCAGGUACGCGUAUACGGAUUUGCUGAAUUUGAAUUCAAUGGCGGACGCUUUGGAGGCGCACAAAUUGGCCACUGCGUUCGACAUGAGACGGGUUAUUCAACUGUGCGAAAACUACAUUUCAUCGCAUGUCAACAAGGACACUGUUUGGGAGCUGAUGGACUACGCAAACAAAGGCUCGACUUUCAUGACUUGGGCAAAAUCGGUCCUAGGCAAAAAAACCAUGAACUGCCUGAAUUCAAAAAACUUCGAAACCUGCAGUGUCAACACAUUGCUCGCCCUGCUGAAAAUGGAGCACUUGAACCUGGACUCGGAACUUUCGCUGGUGAAGGCCGUCAUCAAGUGGGCCAAGCUCGCAAAUGCAGACCAGGACUUGAGCCCAGACUUCUCCAAGGAGCUGCUUGGACCCUGCCUUGGCCAAAUCAGAUUCCUCACCCUGACCGCGGCCGAGUUCUCCGAACAUGUUGCCAGAUCUGGUUUGCUUAGCAGUGACGACUGCCUGGCCAUUUUGGUAAACCUGGCCUCUCCUGGACAGAUGGCGCUUCCGAACUGGAUCUGCAAAAGCCAGGCCCAGAGGAAGAAACCUGGAAACCAACAACCGGAGAAAAGCAGGCCCGAAACGCCAAAACCUGCACCAGUGAAGAUUAAGGUUUACUCCAAGAACAAGGAAAAAUUUAGUCCUCAGGCCAAGAAAGAAAACAAGCCUGAAAAGGUCCAGCCUAAAGAGGUUAAGAAACCUUCUUCGUGUCCGUCUCGAGAAGAAACAAAAUCAGAAAAACCUGUCCAGAAUUACAAGAUGCUUGUCUGCCGAAGGGACGUUGACCCUGAGUACCUCUUUCUGACCCAGAAACUGGAGGCCCCUACUGAUGUCAUCCUAAACUUCCAGCUGAGCAAAAAUGCCACCCUCCUCGGUGUCCGAAUGGUGUCGCAGACGAAAAUAUCCGACGACUCAGAUGACCUGUCCUACAAUGAGAGCAUGCAUGUCAUGGUGAGAGACAUGGAGGACAGCAACAGGCAGGUUGCCUACCAAACCUUCCACGGCGUGAUUGGUUACGGCAGCGAGGUGGCCAUCAUGUUCACCACCCCUGGCAAACUCAAGGCUGGCGUUUGGUACUCAAUGCGGGUCGUCAUCAGGAGCCAGGGUUUCUAUGAAAACCACUUCAGACCUAACCUGGUUGUCACCGAAGGCGUCAAGGCCGUCUUUAACAAGGAUGGGGAUUGCGCGCGCAGCGCCAACCCCCUCACUGCACUCGUACUCAAGUUGUGAUUAACAAUGUGUGACUUAAUUCCAAGAUAAAUAAUUGAUCAUAUAUACUCAUUUACUACGUACAUUUAAUAAAAUAAAAAACACAUAUUAUUAAUAUAAUGUGAAAUGACUUUUGAAAAGCCUGUUUAAUUUUUCCAUAAAUGUAUUGACUAAAUUGGAAAGAAAAUAAAAUAAAAACUUUGAAAGUUAUAACUCCUAUUUAUGGUGAUUUGAAUUUAAAGUAGACUUUCUUGAUGGGUUUGAUGACUUUAAAUUCAAAUCACAAUGAAUCAACCCUCUACCGUGAAAUUCUACGACAAAACUCCCAUUAAUGCUUGACGGAUCUGUUAGCAAAAAAACUAUCUAAAAAAACUAAAUAACGUUAUAAAUUCGCCUUUAAUUAAUGUAUCUAAAGGAAA
This is a messenger RNA of Neocloeon triangulifer, 2058 nucleotides long. RefSeq lists its product as uncharacterized. Gene Ontology annotation, cellular component: cytosol; P-body. The coding region runs from base 125 to 1660 and encodes 511 amino acids. The record is from RefSeq and is a predicted model, not a curated record. Gene Ontology annotation, molecular function: protein binding. NCBI's taxonomy places the organism in Eukaryota, Metazoa, Arthropoda, Insecta, Ephemeroptera, Baetidae. The transcript has 5 exons. Gene Ontology annotation, biological process: neurogenesis.